AUGGCCUCCCUCGUCGCACGCCGGAAGCGCAGGGACCCUCAUGCGAGAAGCGUCACCCUCCCGCCGGGGCCGAAGGCCGCCCUCGCGCCGACGCAGCGGGCGCGAGGGUUGUUCUGCCUUAUAGUCAAGCUGGAGGGCGGCUUUCCGCAUGAGGAGGAGUCGGACCGGCUCCAGAGGGUGGUCAGUUCUCUCCAGGACGAGGAAGUGAAGACGGAGGCCAAGACCGAGACCAACGCGAACGCUGGAGCCAAGGCUAAAGCCAAGGCCAAGGCGACGACGAUCGAAGCGGAAGAGGUGCAGAAGAGCACCGGCAAGCCUGACCAGGCGGAGGAGGCCGCGGAGCCCAACGCUGCCGAGGGCACGAAGGACGAGGAAGUGAAGACGGACGCCAAGACCGAGACCAACGCGAACGCUAGAGCCAAGGCUAAAGCCAAGGCCAAGGCGACGACGAUCGAAGCGGAAGAGGUGCAGAAGAGCACCGACAAGCCUGACCAGGCGGAGGAGGCCGCGGAGCCCAACGCUGCCGAGGGCACGAAGGACGCGAGCGAGCCGAGCUCGUCGGAGGCUGGGUCGGGGCUGGCGGCCCUCCUGCUCGGGCCGGCAGCGUUGCCCAAGGAGACGGCCGAGCACCCGCAGGGCGAGCAGCAGGAGAGCGAGGCCGAGGGGAUGACCCUAGACGCCGACGCCGACAUCGACGAGGAGGCGCUGGCAAAGGACGGGCAGAAGGGCGAGAUGCGCCUCCAGGUAAUGCAGGACUCGGCCAGGUCACGCAGGGAGCUGAUGGCCAUGCGCAGGCGCGUCUACCUGGGGAAGCUGGAGAAGACGAGCGGCGGCCUGACGAGGGACGACCUGAUCAUGAACAAGAGGGGCCAGGUGGUGUCCAAGAAGAGGAAUAAAGCGGGCCUUGAGGCAUACAAGAAGUACCUGAAGGCCUGGGUCGACGCUGUCCAGGCAGCGAGGGCAUCCCUGAACGUCACCGGCUUCCAGGCAGUGGGUGGGCAGACUGAAGCGGGGCAGCGGCUUCUGGAGAAAGCCCGGGCCGUGUACGCGGAGAUUUCGAAGCUUGGGGAAAAGAAGACGCUCUCUCUGGUCUCGCAGGGUGGGUGGGGCGCUGGCAAGGGCAAGGCCUUUCAGCUGCAGCUGCAACUCUUCAGCGCCCGUAAGGUGUAG
This is a messenger RNA of Prorocentrum cordatum, 1170 nucleotides long. Lineage: Eukaryota; Dinophyceae; Prorocentrales; Prorocentraceae. The record is from the annotation of a GenBank genome assembly.